ACACAGUCUUCCAACUCCACCCACACAGACAGACACAACACCCAACGACAACAAUGGCUCUCUCUUCUGCUACCUUCUCCACCUUUCUCCGCGUCGAUACGGCGCCGUUCCGAAGCUCCUCGUCUCUCUCCUCUCAUCCUGCUAACCUGCGCAUGGUUCGAGCUGUUACCUCCGCGACGGCGUCCUCUGAGCCGUCGUCAACGACCAAGACUCGAGAGCCACGUGGCAUCAUGAAGCCACGGCCAGUGACUCCCGAGAUGCAGGACGUUGUGGGAGAGUCGGUGAUACCUCGCACACAGGCUCUUAAACGUAUUUGGGCUUACAUAAAGGAACACGACCUUCAAGAUCCACAAAACAAGAAAGUUAUAAUCUGCGACGAGAAGCUGAAGAAGAUAUUUGAUGGCAAAGACCGUGUCGGUUUUUUGGAGAUUGCUAAGCUCAUUGGUCCUCACUUCCUCUGAAUGAAAUGAAAUUUGGUUGAAUGAUAGACAAUCAUUGGGGUAUGUUUUGGUGAGCAGUUAAAGCUGAGAUUACAUGUUAGAAAAAUUGUAGGGGUUUAAGAAGUUUUAUUAUGCAACCAAGAAGUUUUACAUGUUAGCCUUUGGAGGAUGAAUAUCUAUUGUCGAUUGUAUACUUUCCAUCCUUUUCAAACUAUCAAGCAAGAACAAGUCUUCCAUGUUUGAUGCUUAUAAGGAACAUGUUUCUCUCUUUCUUGAUGAUCAUUACAGUUCCAUUUCCC
Molecule: messenger RNA, 739 nt
Organism: Eruca vesicaria subsp. sativa (arugula)
Lineage: Eukaryota; Viridiplantae; Streptophyta; Magnoliopsida; Brassicales; Brassicaceae
Source: the annotation of a GenBank genome assembly